AUGGCCCCUCUAAAAAGUCUUCUUCGGCCAUGGCAAAAGGACGAGAGAUUUGACGGAAGACAAAGAGCCCCAUCUUCUUACAAUCCCCUCUAUUCCUACCGCCUAUCUCGGGGAGACACCAGGCACUACCACCAACAAUUCGGCGACAUGUACUUUUUGCGCUUGGCCAAACUGAAGCCUGUGGUAGAAAAGAUUGCUGAAGAAGACUGGGCCGACUUUGAGAUCGCAGGGGAGAAAGCACAGAGAGUGGACAGAGUGCUAGACGUCCGGCAAGGCCAAUUGUGCUGGGUGGUCGGGACAAUCUAUAUGGACAUGCCUUUGAAACCAAAUAUUCUGGAAGACAUAUCGAAAGAGCACUGGGUUGCAGGCGCGCCACCACGACAUUCAUACUUGACUGAAGACGGGGAAACGCAGGUCAUGCUGGAGGAUGAAUCCGGUCGACUUCGACUCGCGGGGGCAAUGUUGAAAAGCAAUCUGCUAGUCACCGGCGUGAUUGUGGCUGUAUUGGGCACUGAAACCGCAAAUGGAGACUUUGAUGUGCUGGAUCUGCACAUUCCCGACCUCCCACGACAGCCACGGAGAUGGGAGAGGGACGAGGAGGAGGAGACAAAAAUGGAGGUUGACCAGCAACGGAAGAAGAUCGCUCUUAUCAGCGGGCUUGACAUCUCGGAGACUGAAGCCGACACAUUGAAUCUCUCUCUUUUGUCCGAGUUCCUGCUCGCGGAGGCAUUGGAUGAGGAUGACCGACGGGAAGCCUGCAAAAUCUCUCGUCUCAUAAUCGCGGGUAAUUCUAUUGUCUCCGAACUACUCCCCGGUCAUCAAAUGUCGAUCGAAGACGGCAAGAAACCUGGCAAUCGCAAGUACGGCUACGAUGCAGCUUCGUCCAACCCCGAGCCAACGGCCCAUCUCGACCAAUUCCUCGCCGAACUUCUCCCUAGCAUACCAAUCACAAUUAUGGCCGGCGAACAAGAUCCCGCAAAUGCAAGCUUACCACAACAGCCCAUCCAUCCAGCCAUGUUACCGCACUCACGACCCUACACCACCGCGAAUAUCGCUGAUCCGGAAGAGGAAGAGCCCGGAUGGCUCGACAGCGUGACGAACCCUUGGGAUGGUGAUGUGGAGGGAUGGCGAUUCAUGGGCAACAGCGGUCAACCGGUCGACGACAUCCUCAAGUACGUGGACUUCGGUGGCCCAGACGGAAAAGGAGCAGACGGAAGAUUAGAGGUCAUGGCUAGCAUGUUGCGAUGGCGAUGCGCUGCACCAACCGCUCCAGAUACACUAUGGUGUUAUCCAUUUCAAGAUCGCGAUCAAUUCGUCAUUGAAGAGUGCCCGCAUGUCUUCUUCGUGGGCAAUCAACCGAGAUUUGAUACUUCAGUUAUCGAAGGUCCUGAGGGGCAACAAGUCCGACUUAUUGCGAUUCCACGAUUCGACGCCAGUGGCGAGCUGGUCUUAGUUGAUUCAGAGACGUUGGAAGUUGAGGUGGUCAGGUUUGACAUCCCGGGUGUCUCCACGACGAAAGUGGUCUUGGUCCCAUACUCUGCCCACCAUGUGCCCAAAUACCACGGAUGGAUGAAGGACCCUGAAAUCCAGGAAGCGACGGCGUCUGAGCCCUUGACUUUGGAAGAAGAAUACGCCAUGCAACGCAGCUGGCGCGACGACGGGGAUAAAUUGACGUUUAUUAUUUGCCGACCGCUCCACCCAAAUCACAGCGGAGAUCGAGAUUGUCGCGGUCAAGAGCAACAGGCACCCAGAGCAAUGCGGACUGACGAUGGAGAAGCCGAGGGAAGAGAACAGUCUGAUCCACAUCAUCGUGAGAUUGACGCGAUGGUCGGAGACGUGAACCUCUUCAUCUCGACGACGGCCGUAGAAGGCGAUUCUGGAGGCCGUGGCGACAUCCCGAUCCUCACCGGCGAAAUCGAGCUCAUGAUCGCAGAAGCCGCCCAGCAGCGAAAGGGCUACGGUCGAGCCGCGCUGCUCGCGUUCCUGAAGUACAUCCUCGCUCACGAGUCCGAGAUCCUGGCCGAGUUCUUCUCCCAACAUCACGUGGAGGAUGGACAUCAUCGCAGUCGAAAGCAGCACGCCUCUUCUGCCCCCCUUGGACAUUUCGACCACCUGUCCGUGAAGAUCGGCAGCACGAACUUCCGCAGCAUGGCGCUCUUCCAAGGCCUUGCAUUCCGCAAGACGAGCGAGGAACCAAGCUACUUUGGAGAGUUUGAACUGCGCCUGUCCCGGGCGGGGCUGGUGGACUUGAUUGCACGUGUCGAGGCCGGUACGACGGCGGAGGUGACGCGUCAGGGGGGGUUGCUCGAAGGCUAUCGCGAGGCGGGGUAUUCAUGUCAAUAG
Molecule: messenger RNA, 2343 nt
Organism: Cladophialophora bantiana CBS 173.52
Lineage: Eukaryota; Fungi; Ascomycota; Eurotiomycetes; Chaetothyriales; Herpotrichiellaceae
Exons: 3
Coding region: 1-2343 (780 amino acids)
Biological process (GO): DNA replication; DNA strand elongation involved in DNA replication
Cellular component (GO): delta DNA polymerase complex
Molecular function (GO): acyltransferase activity, transferring groups other than amino-acyl groups; DNA binding
Source: RefSeq, a predicted model, not a curated record